CCUGUCCGGUGCUCGGACGCGGAGCCGGGGAGAGGGGAAUGUGGUAGAGAGGCGCCCGCCGCCGUGUGUUCGACCCCCACCGACUCCGCGGCAGCGCGCGCUCGGGAGAGGCCUGCGGGUUCGGGCUUCCACCGGGCUUGCGUAGAGCCCGACGCCGUCAUCAGAGCGUCGGAGGACGGCCGUGACGGGCCCGUGGAGGGCAGAGGCAUGGAACGGAUGGAAGUGGACCAGUGCGCAGGCGCAGCUGGCGGGGCGGGAGGCGGGGCGCUCCGCAGGUCGAACAGCGCCCCCAUGAUCACCAGUGUCAGCGACGGGAUGGCGAUGUUCAGUCCAGUGUCGUUGGCUCGGUACAGACGCAGCAGUGUGUCCAUCAACCCCAGCGGCCCUUCACAGCUCGUCCCUCUCUCUCCUUUCUCAGCGACCGCAGAGCGACCCGACCACAAGAGGCAGGAGGAGAACAUGGAUACGAUACUUCGAGGAAGUCUGCAGAGACUGAGUGCUUCCAGUCCGAUCCCAGGUCACCCAGUCAGUCAGUGGCACAAUCACACGUCAGUGUGGUCACAGGACAGCGGCGUCACCCCCAGCUCCUCCCCGAGUCCCCCCCGGAGGUUCAGACCAGCAGGGGGGGCCACAGUCAGAUCACCUGCGAUGACUCUGCUCAAGAGAAAAGGAGGGGCGGAGUCCGACGGACCCCCGAAGAAGCUUUUUGUUGCCGGGGUAACGGAUCCCGCCCACCGGAGCAGCAGCUACACCUUCAGCGUCUCUCAGGCGGCGGCGGACUCCCCCCCCGCAGGAGGCGUCAGUCCCCAGUCCUGCCCCCUGUCUCUGUCCCCUCCUCCCCCGUCCUUCACCCCCUUCGCCUCCCACCAGCACCCCAGACACUAAAGCCCCCCCUCUGCGUGUCGGUCGGUCGGAUUGUACAUAUCUCCUCUUCCUCUUCCGUUUGCUACGUUGAACUCGUUGCUCCUGAAGGUCAAACGAUGGUCAAAGACGACUUUGAUUGUGGAUCUUUUUAUUUCUAACGUAUCUGCUCU
This is a messenger RNA of Gasterosteus aculeatus aculeatus (three-spined stickleback), 1034 nucleotides long. Its product is annotated as P2R1A-PPP2R2A-interacting phosphatase regulator 1. NCBI's taxonomy places the organism in Eukaryota, Metazoa, Chordata, Actinopteri, Perciformes, Gasterosteidae. Gene Ontology annotation, molecular function: protein serine/threonine phosphatase inhibitor activity. The record is from RefSeq and is a predicted model, not a curated record.